UGGCGGGAGUUCUUAGGUCGAUCUUCAAGUGUUGAACACAGAACCCUAUCCCUUUGCUUUUCCAGCCGCCUCAACCACCUCACAACCUAAACAUUCUUCGAACAUGUCCUCAAACGCGACCUUACUUGCUCCAACUACUGUGCGCGAUGUCCUGCGAGUUUAUACGGUUCAUGAGACUGGUGUCGACCAAGAGACAACAACCCGAAUUCGGGGGAAGACAUCUCUGAAGACGCAGCAGAUACAAGCUGAAGCGAAACGAGAUGCAAAUUGGCCACAAGAUUGGCGUGGCAUGCCAUCAUACCGCGAGACUAGUCGAUCACAUCGUUUGGCCGACCGACCGGCUGGGAAAGAUCUCGCAGAGAGUGUGGUCGUGACAGUCAUGUUCACGGGUGUCUUCGUUACAGGUAGACUAAAUGCCCUAUGGCGGUCCACAAUAGGGAGAUGGAAUGAGAAUAUCAUGAGAUAUGAUGUUGGAGGAGAGUGGUAGUGGUCGCAGACAUGCGUUUUGUGCGUUUUCUUACGACCUCACUUAUUGGUAGAGGAUACCUGGCGUUCAUCAUCCAUAAAACCGAAUCGCUCUGUCUGGCUCUGUGUAAUCACUACCCAAUACAAUAGAUGAGCAUCCCUUCCUCCUUAAGAGCGGUGACCAUCUUGCCGUCAAAUUGGUAAACUUGGUAGGAGUGACAUUGAAACGAUCAUGAGUUAAACACUUCUAUUUUCCUCCUUUUAUCUAUUUAGACUGCAGGGAUCAGAG
Molecule: messenger RNA, 754 nt
Organism: Exophiala mesophila
Lineage: Eukaryota; Fungi; Ascomycota; Eurotiomycetes; Chaetothyriales; Herpotrichiellaceae
Exons: 2
Coding region: 104-487 (127 amino acids)
Source: RefSeq, a predicted model, not a curated record